AUGGAGUCGAGCAUGCACGUUGGGGCAGAGAUUGAGGAGCGUGAAUACACGCGCCACCGCGAGCUCGACGCAGAGGAGGGAGAAGCUAGUACGAGAUCUCUUUGCCUAAUUAUAGCUCCCUUUCUUUUCCUUUUUCUUACGGUUCUUGCCUCCACCGAGCCACCUCCGACUCCCAUAUUGAGACAUGACAACCAAAGCAGCGACCUAGUCUCCGCCAUCGCCGACAUGAUUAGGGAAUCUUAUAACGGUUUUGGCACCCUACUCCUUCUCCAUGUCCUCAACGACACAAAUUUCUACAACAACCAAGAGAUUACUUUCUUGAUGCCUAGCGACGACCAUCUUUCUCAAGCAGACAUGAGCCAAGAGAGUCUAGAGACGUUUAUCUUAAGACAUACGAUCCCUGCGUGGCUUAUGAUCAACCACUUGCUUCGUUUCCCAAACAAAACGCUUGUCCCUUGUAGCAUCCCUGAUAAAAUGUUCGUUAUCACAAAAUCUGGUAGGUCGGGGGGACUAUAUGUGAACAAUGCGAGGAUCGUUUCUCCUAAUAUUUGUCGGAAUUCUCGCGUAGCUUGCCACGGAGUCAGCAACGUUAUUACAUUCACGGAGGACUCCUUUUCAAAGGCAAUGUUAUCAUCACCUGUGUUAUCAUCAGUCCGUAAAAGAAUCACUUCGUCUAGGCACUGA
Messenger RNA from Brassica napus (rape), 684 nucleotides. RefSeq lists its product as uncharacterized. The record is from RefSeq and is a predicted model, not a curated record. NCBI's taxonomy places the organism in Eukaryota, Viridiplantae, Streptophyta, Magnoliopsida, Brassicales, Brassicaceae. Bases 1 to 684 code for a protein of 227 amino acids. The transcript is spliced from 2 exons.